AUGGCUGCCAGUAAACCUAAAUAUCCACUGGGUUCUCCUCAAGAGCAUAUUGAAAUGUGUAAAACCCAUGAUUUACCUAUUGAUAUGUUAUGUGAGGACUGUGAUGAAUUUAUUUGUGCCAAGUGUGCCAAGACAGAUCAUAAGGAACAUGAUUGGAACACUCUACCCACGGCAGCUACCCAAAGGAGGAGAGAUUUACUUUCAUUUCUGAAGAAGAUCAAGGAAGAAGAUCUGCCAGGGAUUGAUGAGAAAUUAAGGAAGAUUCCACAACAGCUCACAAAAAAUAAAGAACUGUGUGAAGCUGAUAUUAAAAAGCUCCAGAAUCAUUAUGAUGAGAUAAUAACCAGAAUGUCAGAAAUCAGAGAAAAAAAUGAACAAAAAUUGAGAGACAAUUUGAAAGAACGGAAUGAAAAGUUGGAUGUUGCUAAUUCUGAGAUAAACAGGAAGAAGAAAGAAAUUGCAGAAAUAGUUCAGUUCAUGGAGGAAAACAACAGCACCAUGUCAGAUUACGGUUUCAUUGACAACCACAGAGAACUGACAAAAAUGCUUUCUGGCCUGGAUGUUGAUAUUAAGUGUAAUACACCGUCAAUGAGAUAUAGUAAAGGAGACAUAAGUGAAGAGGAACUGGAGAAAUUAGUUGGAAAAUCUUUUGAUUUAGAUGACAUCAGUUUGACUGAAACAAGCUCAUUUGAGAAAGCAAUUGAACUAGUAAAUGAAAAAGGCGAGAGAAAACAUAAAUAUGAUAUCACUGCUAAUGACGUGUGUGUGACCGAUACUGGUGAAGUUUAUUUCACUGAUUCUAGUAACAGUUCUAUCAGCUGUCUGUCACCAUCAGGAUCUGUGUCUAAAAUCAUCAGUACAGAUCCACUGGUACCAGGAGGAAUCUGUCAGUCAGUGGACGGUGGACUACUGGUCACCAUGAUGGAUGAGGAAUCAGAAGAUUACGAAUUAGACUCACACAGCAGACGUCUGGUGAGACACAUCACAAUGACAGGUGAUGUCAUCCAUGAGUAUGAGUACCAGGAGGACGGUCAGACUAGACUGUUUACAGUACCAUUUAGAAUCACACAGAACAGUUAUAGUACUAUCUGUGUUAUGAACAGUACGAGUCUCAAAACUGGCCAUCUAGUGAUUAUCUCUCCUUCUGGUCGUUUGAAGUGUUUCUACCAAGGACAGAACCUGCCAAAGGCCUUUUGGCCAGCUGAUGUAGUAUGUGACUCCCUCUGUAACAUCCUUGUUAUUGACAUGAACAAUAUACAGAUCCAUCUGCUGAGUCCUAGUGGUGAAUUUUUGAAGUUCUUACUGACAGACAAUGAAGUGUACCAUCCAACUAGAUUAUCACUAUGCAAGUCUACAUUGUGGGUGGGAUAUAUAGAAGGACUUGUCAAAGUGUUUCAGUACUGA
Molecule: messenger RNA, 1404 nt
Organism: Saccostrea cuccullata (small rock oyster)
Lineage: Eukaryota; Metazoa; Mollusca; Bivalvia; Ostreida; Ostreidae
Exons: 2
Coding region: 1-1404 (467 amino acids)
Molecular function (GO): zinc ion binding
Source: RefSeq, a predicted model, not a curated record